This is a messenger RNA of Microtus ochrogaster (prairie vole), 4393 nucleotides long. RefSeq names its product ectonucleotide pyrophosphatase/phosphodiesterase 4 (gene Enpp4). The record is from RefSeq and is a predicted model, not a curated record. NCBI's taxonomy places the organism in Eukaryota, Metazoa, Chordata, Mammalia, Rodentia, Cricetidae.
GGCGUCCCGCUGGCCCCGGCGGGGUGGGCGACCGCUACUGCGCAGGCGUCCCAGGAAGCGCACGGCCGAGCCGCGCUCCGCCGGUGUCCGCUUCGCCCGCAAGUAGCCUGGAGCGCGCGGUUCCGCUAGCGCCUAGUUCCGCGCGUCGGACCGAGGUGGCCGCGGCUGCGGGAGCCCUAGCUGCUAUGUUCAACGUGUUCGUUAUGAAGUUAUUAGUAAUACUUUUAUUUCUGGGACUUGUCGCCGACUGUAGAGGUAACUCUUCCUAUAGCUUGACACCGCAGUUACUUCUGGUGUCCUUUGAUGGCUUUAGAGCUGACUACCUGAAGGACUAUGACCUUCCUCACCUCCAGAACUUUAUCAAAGACGGUGUCUUGGUGGAACAUGUUACAAACGUUUUUAUCACAAAAACGUUUCCAAACCAUUACAGCAUCGUGACAGGCUUAUACGAGGAAAGCCAUGGCAUUGUGGCCAACACCAUGUAUGAUGGCGUCACAAAGAAACAUUUUUCUGAGUCUAAUGAUAAGGAUCCAUUUUGGUGGGAUGGGGCAGUGCCAAUUUGGGUGACCAAUCAGCUUCAAGGAAACAGAUCAAGUGCUGCUGCCAUGUGGCCCGGAACUGAUGUGCCCAUCCACAAUACUACACCUUCCUAUUUUAUGAGCUACAGCAGCUCAGUGCCCUUUGAGGAGAGACUCAAUAAUGUCACCUCCUGGCUCAGUAGUUCCAACCCACCCGUCACCUUCGCCACGCUCUACUGGGAAGAACCAGAUGCAAGCGGCCACAAAUACGGGCCUGAAGAUAAAGGAAACAUGAGCAGGGUGUUGAGAGAAAUAGAUGGCCUUAUUGGUGAUCUGGUACAAAAACUCAAGGAGUUAGGACUGUGGGAAAACCUUAAUGUGAUCAUCACAAGUGAUCACGGGAUGACUCAGUGCUCUGAGAACAGACUGAUACAUCUGGACGCCUGCAUCGACCCCUCAAACUACAGUCUUAUAGACUUGACCCCUGUGGCUGCGAUUCUUCCCAAAAGAAAUGUAACAGAGGUUUAUGACAAACUGAAACACUGUAGCCCUCACAUGAAUGUUUAUCUCAAAGAAGAUAUUCCUGCCAGAUUCCACUACCAACAUAGUGAUCGAAUUCAGCCUAUUAUUUUGGUUGCUGAUGAAGGCUGGACAAUUGUACUAAAUAAGUCAUCAUUAAAGUUAGGUGACCAUGGCUACGACAAUUCUUUGCCUACCAUGCAUCCAUUCCUUGCUGCCCAUGGUCCUGCUUUUAGAAAAGGUUACCGGCAGAGCACUGUUAACACCGUGGAUAUUUACCCGAUGAUGUGCCACAUACUGGGACUCGAACCGCAUCCUAAUAACGGAACGUUCAGCCAUACCAAGUGUUUGUUAGUGGACCAGUGGUGCAUUAACCUCCCAGAAAUCAUUGGGAUUGUCAUCAGUGCGCUAUUGGUAUUAACCAUGCUGACAGGCCUUAUAAUAUUCAUGCAGAACAGAACGUCCGCUACCCGUCCGUUCUCACGCCUUCAGCUGCAGGAAGAUGACGAUGAUCCUUUAAUUGCAUAACCUAUGGUGUCUUAUUAGUUUUAAAUCUAAGGAUCCAUGCAAGCAAUGGUGUUACAACAUAAAGAGAUAGGUGUCAAAAGACAAGACAAACAUGCUAAAGCCACUCUGGUUUUUCUUGUGUCUUGUUUUGGAGUGUCACCUGAUAUAAAUGACCGUGACAGUGGUAGAGUUGCUGGUGGAUCCCUGCAGACCACCUGUUUCACUAACACGAGCCUUUGAGAAAAAUAGUAUAGUUUCUUUCUUUUUCAAUAAAAAUCUAACUUUCAGUGAAAAUACACCAGAAUUUAAUAGGCAUGCUUUUCUAACAAAUUUCUAUGUUUGUAAGUGACAGGGAAAUAUUUAUGUAAUUUGUGAAUUUUGUGUAUCCUGGUGAAAAAGUUGCCUAUAUUUUUAUAUUUGCCUUUAAGUAGUGUGUGACCUGAGAAAACCCUUGAAGUAGGAAAUUCUGUGAUGGUUAAUAAGUGGAUUAGCCACACAGUGGAGCGGUAGCAUAAAGAAAUCACUUUAAGUAAAGCUGCUAAAAACAAACAAAAACCAACUAAGACUAUGAAAAGUCUGAGCUUGUUAAGGCCCUGAGCUGUUGACAAGUCACAAGUCGUCUUUGGAGCUGGGUUUGGUUGUGAGUGCCCCUUGUAGGUCCAAUAGUUGGGGGCAGGGUGGAUGAGGCAGAGGACCUUGAGAUUGAGUCCAGGCCAGCCUGGGUUACGUACCAAGACCUUGUGGUUUUAGCUACAUUUUUUGAUAUUAUUGUUAAUAAGAAAUUUCAAAGAAAAUAGAGAAAAAUCAUUUCCCCUAUUUGUGUUUAAUGUCUUUGGGUAAGGUGUGUGUGCGUGAGUGUGUUUGUGUAUGAAUGUCUUGUGACUUACAAAGGGAACUGGACUAUGUGCCAGCGCAGAGCUGUCAGGAAAGGUCACUUCUUGCACACCUUAGUUGUAUAUUAUCGUCAACUCACAAGUUGAUAUUACAGUUAAAAACUCCUGUUAGUUUUCAGUUUUCAUGUUUAUUGGAAAUGUUCAAAUGCUGUAGAAAAACACAAGGCUGUGAGAUCAGGAUUUUUAUAUUUACUUUUGAGACUUUAAUGUGCCUUCCAUAUAGAAGAGUGGUAAGAAGUGUAAAGUGGAGUUUGGUGUCUCCUGCUUCUUCGCCGUGGUCACGUGGGUGCUCCUGUGCUAAGGGGCAGAGCAGCCCUGCCCUACCCUGCUCACUUCCUCACUGGACUCUUCUUAACCCUUCACUAAGAACCGUAGGUGUGUUGAGAAGCACUGCCUUCGCUCCCUAGCUGCUCUGUUUCUCAGCACCAGAAUUAUUAGAACAAACAGCUCACGUGAUGUCUGUUAGAGAAAAGACCAGUGGUUUGCUGACUAGAGUGAUCUUUAAGUUCUAACAUGAAACUAGCUUGGCGAUGGCGCCACAGUAAGUGUGCAGCACAGUCAAGCAUUUGAGGCAGUGACACCUCCUGGUGAUGGCGCCACAGUAAGUGUGCAGCGCAGUCAAGCAUUUGAGGCAGUGACACCUCCUGGGCAUCUCGGAGAGACUGCAUUGUCUUGGCUCAUUGCUACUUUCUUGAUGCCUGGUAUCUGGCUCCCAGUGUUGGAGUUUUGAGAGGCAUUUCUGUACUCCAUACAUAAUCUAUGCUGUUGAUCCUAAAAAUGGGUGUUUUGUAAACAGAAUAGGACUGAUUUUGUUCAUAAAUGUUCUGACUUGUUACAUGUACCACCGAUACUAAAGGAUAAAGAGUUUAUAAAAUAAAAUAGUAGAGAAAUUUCUGCAUACAUUUUUUUUUUUUAGCUGUCUGCCAGUAGAGUAUUUAACACGAGUUGAAGAAGGUGUAGUCCUACAGUGCUGUGGGUCUCAGUGACUCUGUUGGCUCAGUUGUGGCUUAUACAGGUGGGCACCCAGCCUAUGAGUGAGUUUUUAGAAAGGGUAGGAUAAGAAAGGAGUCCUGUUGGUGUCUUAGCCCUUGCAUCAGAUGUAUUUAGUUUGUCUUUUAUUCUCAGAAUACUAGAACUAUGUAAUGUUUUAUAAAGUGCUUAUUCAGGAAAUAAGAAUAGUAUUUAUUUAAGUAGAUUAUCAUAUUGAACUUUGUGCUAAUUCAUUUGUGUCUUUGAAACAGUGUAUUGCUGUUAAAGCUCUUGAGAAUCCAGUUUUGCUCUGAGAAAAUCUUGUAAUGAAGCUAGCCUUUGACAUGGAGGUUUGCGUGUGUAUGCUGUCAAAUGAUUAACUAAAUUCUGCUCUGCUUUCUGUUCAGGAGAAAGUAUUGACUUCAGGAAGUACUUAGCUCUUGAUGACAGUACCCAAAGGUGGUAGGAAAGUGUUGGUGUGUUUUUGUUAAUUUCAUGAGUCAGCUCUGUACCUUGACUUUCUAGUAGUGGGGCAAUUGUGUUGAUGUUAUCCAGCUGUUAUACAGGCUCUUCCAUAGGAGCAGCGGGGUGUGAGAAGGGCUUGCUAGCCUUGCUAUCCAGUAGGUGACUUUAAGAAUCCACAGGUAAAGUCACAGGUAAAGUCUUGGAAUAUUAAAGGAUCAAAUGCCUUUGCACUGAAAUUGGGCUCUUUCCCUUCUGUGCCCAACUUGUAAGCUUUAAGGAUGUUUGGCUUUAAUUCCUCCUAUGUAGAGUGGUUUAUUUCAUUGUUAAUUUAUGACGCUACAAAUGAACAAAGCUCGGUGUGCACUGGGUCAGUUCUCCAACAGCAUGUGAAAACUGAGUGCUUUGGGGAAACUUGGAGUGCCUUAAGUUAAAGGAGAUACAUUUUGACCAUAUUGUUUGAACUUGUAGCUAAUGACUUUGCUUUGAUAAAUUUUAUGUGAAUAAAGUCUACCCAGACAAAUA